AGUCGCAAGGAAGCGUCGCCGGGAGCGGAGCGGGCAGGGAAGGUUUGCUGCAAUGAACGGGGCAAGGAGCCUUUGCACGCUGGUGGAUCUGCAACCGGAGGGAGAGAACCCGGUAAGCGACUCUGCACCUUUUCAGCCUCCCCUGUUCGAGGCUUUAUAGAUAAUAAUUAAACUUUUAAAUAAAACUUACUUUUCUCUAUUUAAAACCUUUGCAAGACUGUAGCAAUCGUAAAGAGUAAAAAACAGGUCCCGUAGCAACUAUUUUACUUUUUAAUAUCAUUUUUUAAAAUUCCUUACCGUUUGUAAAGCAGCGUUCCUCUGCACCUUUUCAGCCUCCCCUAUUCGAGGCUUUAGAUAUAAUAAUUAAACUUUUAAAUAAAGCUUACUUCUCCCUAAUAUUUGAAACCUUUGAAAGACUGUGGCAAUCGUAAAGAGUAACAAGCAGGUCCCGUAGCAAGUAUUUUACUUUUUAAUAUCAUUUUAAUAUCAUUUUUAAAAAGUUCCUUCCCCUUUGUAAAGCAUCGUUCCUUGGUAACUUUAUUUGCUAUUUUUUUAAAGGAAAAAAAGGAUUUUAGGUUGCUAAGUGUUACUCAGAGUAGGUGCACUGAAUUUUCUGAACCUGAAUUAGUCGUGUUUCUUCAAUGGGUCUACUCUGAGGAGCAUCGAAUUCACACCCUUGGAAAGCGAUGUGCCCUGUUGAUACUAAAAGGAAAAUUGAAAUAUUGCGAUUGUGUGUGUGUGUGUGUUUAAAUGCAGUACUGUACAUUAUUUAAGAAUAAUGCGGCCUCCGACAUGUAAAAAGAAAAACGACUGUCAAAAAGAUAAACAAGUCCUUUCUAAGUCAAAAGCAGAUUGUAAUGCGAUACUAAAAGCAGCCAGAAGUGUAGGUGUGCGUUUGGCAGAUCAAGGUUGAAUCCUAUAAACACUUGGGCUGUCAUCUUGUCCCUGAGAGUACAACUCCUUGAACCUUAGUGGAGCUUACUUCUGAGUAAAUCCGUGUAGGGUCGCACUGUUGAGUACAGUUGGCACUCAGUUAAAUACGUACUGUACAAGAUUGUGCUGUGUGGUGGUUACUCGUAAUGUAAAUACUAGCUGUCGCUCAUUACACUUCGUAAAGGUUGUCUCUGAGCAUGUGCAGUUGGCCCUUGUGUCAGCAAGUUCCAGACAUUUAUACAGUAUUUGUUAGUCUCUGUCUCUUUUUUUGCAAGUCACCCCUAAAGCAGAGGUUACAGCUUUAUGGCUGGGGGGGGAAGGCAUGGUAUCCACAAUUCUGGGCCAAAAAGCUCAUAUUUGGUGUGGAACAAACUACUAGAGACACAUUUUUUAUCUGGGAUUAGUCUGAACUUGUAUUAAAGUCAAGUAGACUCAAGAUUUAAAGGAUAAAUCUAUUGCUUCAAACCUAAGUUUGAUUGCUCGGAAGUAACUCCCCGUGGAAUUCUGUGGGGUUUACUUUUGAGUAGGUGUAGCUAGGAUCACCGCCUAUAUGUAUGCAUGAGUCUCCUGAUCAAAUUGUUGUUUGCUUCUUCCUUGGGUGUCCUGUUUUAAAAAAGGAGAAAAGCAAAUUAUAUUUUAAAGAAAUACAUAGAAUAUGCUCCUUUGUAAGGAGGAGGCUAUAUAAUUUUUUACCAAUAUUCUUGCGGUGACUUCUGAGUUGUAACACUUGAUAUUUGGGAGGCUCAACAGUUUUGAGAAGUAUUUAUUUUGCAGGGUGAUCUGUGCAAAAUGUCAAAGGCAGUGGCUAGAUUUAGGAAAUACCGUAUUUUUUGCUCUAUAAGACUCACUUUUUCCCUCCUAAAAAGUAAGGGGAAAUGUGUGUGCGUCUUAUGGAGCGAAUGCAGGCUGCGCAGCUAUCCCAGAAGCCAGAACAGCAAGAGGGAUUGCUGCUUUCACUGCGCAGCGAUCCCUCUUGCUGUUCUGGCUUCUGAGACUCAGAAUAUUUUUUUUCUUGUUUUCCUCCUCCAAAAACUAGGUGCGUCUUGUGGUCUGGUGCGUCUUAUAGAGCGAAAAAUACGGUAAUUGACUUGCUUCAGUUGAAUAAGGAUUCAACAAAAAGUUUUUGUCUUUGUGUGCCGUAUCAUCUGGCCGUAACAUUGACCUUUGGAAGUGAGGAAGGAAAGCUUUCGUGUGCCCAUUUUGCAGAUGGCAAUGGGGGAAAUGGAGGCCAGGAGAAAAUGACUUCCCUCAGGCCACCUGAUGAGUUUGUGAGGACUACCAAUGUUCACAGGAGUUGUUUUCCCUUUUGUCAUAGUGAUUUUUGUUGUAUGAGGUAGCCUGGCGGUGACAUCUAUUUCCAUAGGUUUGUGAGGUUGCAGUUACUAAAGGCCUCUUUCCUUCUAGGACUUAUUUUAGGGCAGGGUGGAUAAAAAUCAAUGAUUGUUUUUUUAAAAAAUGGAUUUUUUCUUUUAUUUAAAUAGGAUUUUAAAAAUAAAAUGCCUUGGAAGAAAAAUCUUUCUAAAGGUAGCUUUUUGUUUAGGUUACAUUAUAGUCCAAAGGCUGUUCAUCAGGAAAUAAGGAUUUGUUUUAACAGACAUAUGCUACAAUGUUAUUGCUUUAGUUAAAUAAGUUGUUUAAAUUGUUAUUAAGUAAAUGAUUAUUUUUAUCCUUCCAAUAAAGUACAGCAGAAAAGUUCUCCAAAUAUAAAUAGUUCACUUAUUGAACCUCACAAUAAUUUCAUAAUGAUCUGUCUAUGUAUUUCUAAUAGUAUAACCAAAUCAGUGAUUUUUGAUAUCACUGUAAAAACUACUCUGGAAAUUUAUUAUUCCAAAAAGGAAACCUUCAUCUGGUUGUAAAUAUUAAGAUGAUACCAGCAAGAAUGAGUUUUUCUGUAAAAAAAUAUUUAAAUCAAGUCUUACUGGUUAGUGAUUUAAAUUGUGAUUUAAAUCAGAUCCACCCUGUUUUAGGGACUCUUCCCCCCAUCACCUAUCAGUUGUGGAGGCCGCCCAGUGAUCAUCUCUCUCUGGUGAGUUUGGGGUGGUGCCAAACUCCCACUCCCACCCCCCAAUAAAAUUCUUAAAGCAGGAUCCCUGUGACUCUUUAAAUCCCAGGGUGGAUUUAGUUUUAGGGAUCUGGGAGUCAGCGACUGAGGCUUGGCCUGCUACGUGGGGAGUCCCUAUGGGUUUUCCAACAUCUUACUACUUUUGGGGGGCUUCCGUGGGGGUUGAGUGGUCUCUGAUAGGAGUGUUUUGUGCUGUGAGAUGCAGGAAUGAGUCUAGUUUCUUUUCUUUUUUUCCAAAAUUUUUAUUAAUUUUCCAAAAAACAUUUAAACAAACACACAAAUAGAAAAACAAACAUAGAUCUCAACCGUAUAUAAACCAAACUUGGUAACAUUGUUGAGUGACUUCCUCAUAUCCCCCUGGUUGAAUUUCAGUGUAUAUCAUUUUAACGGUUUUCCGAAACCACUAUUCUUAUAAAAUUAACUUAGUCACUUAACAUCUUUUUAUUUUCCUUUCCAACUCUGUAUUAAACAUAUUAAUUCAUCCCAUUAUCUGAUUAUGUCCUAAGCCUAUCAGUUAUUUGCAAACUUCUCGAAUUAGUUUAACAUAUUUUACUAAAUAGUCUUUAAAUUUCGUCCAUUCUUCCUGGUAAUUCUCCUCCUUCUGGUCGUGGACUCUUAGGAAUGAGUCUCGUUUCCGAGAAGCAGCGGAAAGUCGAACACGAUUUAAAACUGUUAUCUGAAGGAAUUGCAGGUUGGCUGUUUUGACAUGUCAAACCUUUUUGGGAUGGCACCAAUAAUGACACGGUGAUGCCACUCCUUGCUGCUGAAAAUGGUUGCUUAUCUGAUGUCUCCGCUGGGAGAUGAGGAGGGCAAAUUAAUUAGAUAUUCCUGAAAUAGGCCUUUUUGGGGGAAGGGAGGUGGGGUAGGAGUUGAAAGGAUGGAUGGUGGGAAUAUAUUUUUCAAAAAAUUAAUGCAAGUUCAGGCGGAUGAUAAUGUCUUGCAUUUUUGCAAAACAGAGUUGGUGUCUGUUGUGUUCGUUAAUUUAUUUAACAGACUUUACGUGCCACUUAAUUGUAAAUCAAACCUCUUAGAGGUACACAGAAUUGUAAACUGCCCAGGUUGGUCUGACCCCAGAGCUAAAUUUACCUGUGUUUACUCACCUUAGAGAGGUAGGUAUGGGAUUGUAGUUCACCUGCGUUGUCUCUCUCUUCUUCCUUAUCUUGUUCUUUGUCUCUGCUGUUAUCUGGUUUUGCAAAUUCCUCUGCCCACCCAAAUUCUUGAAAUUGCUGAAUCAAAGCAUGAACUUUGACCAUCUUGCAAAUCGCAUCCUUCACCUUAAAAGGCCAAGAUAAUGAGUUUCUCCUUCCCAACCUUGUCCUUGGCUUAAUUUACUGCUCACUGCUUGUCCAGGUCUUGGCAUUUCAAAAAAGUAAAACAACAACAACAUUCUGAACGAGAGUUUUUUUCCUUUCUUUAAUGAGUAGCUGUCGCUUGGAUAAAAAUUUGGGCAUUUGACCCAGCAAAAAAGAAAGAUUUAUCCAUUUGACCAGUCAAGUUAACAGUGAAGCAUUUUGCAAUUUAUUUGUGUUGGAACAGAAAUGUGAUUUAAAUUGUUUAAAGUUUAAAUAAUCAGCAGGCUUAGCAGGUAGGCGCAACACAAAAACAAAGUAGCUAACUGGUUCAGUAGCAAAGGAAUCCAGCUCCGUUUUAUUCAAUGUUCCAACUUUGCACAACACUCCCUAAAGCUUCCAAUAAAUAAACAGAUCACGACACGCGCUUUUUAUUUAAUCCUGGAACACAGAAUCUGCUUUAAGUCAAUUUUUUAAGAAAGGCUAUUAAGCCAAAUAAAGCAAACGUAACAGCAAGCAUUUUUUUUUAAAAAGCCAAACCUGAAACAAAGGCUGUUUUUGCUAAGUAGACAGCAGUCCACUUUGUCAAGCCUCAUAGAAUAUUUGACUGCUGGCGAAUUGACAGCAUUUAAGUGGUCAGUUGGCUGGUGUACAAACCCUAAUUUUAAGCUGAAGGAGGAAGGCUUCUGAGUGGAUUUUAGCAUAUAUAUAUGCUGCUGAGAGAGUAAUAAAAGGUCAGAGGGGGAAAACCAUCUCUUCUGGUUAGAAACAGGGAUGCUCACCUGAUCCCCAUCAUUGCUUACCUUUAGGAAACCUUAUUCCUUCUUCAAGGCCUUCAGCUUUCAGAUAUCUGUAGGCUCCUUGAUUGGGUGGGAUGUUUUAAUCCUGCCUUUUAAAAACACAAUUGUCUUUUUCUUCUGUUUUAAGCUGGUUUUAAUGUUUGCUUGUUGCUUUUGAAUUGGCUUUGUGUGUUUUUUUAGAAAAGACUCAUAAGUUUAAUAAAUAAAAUAAUGUACCGUAAAUAAGCAACUGGAAUGCGUAGCUAGGAUGCAACUCAAAUCUCCCUGCCCCAAGGUGGUUGUUCCCUGCCCACUCCUAAAAAAAAAGGUGUUUUGCCAGGGAUGUAUUGUGUGAUCAUUGAGAAGGAAAGUUACCUGUUUUUUUUAUCUAUCUACUGUGACCCUCUGUUCUUAUUAGGCAGGGUUACGAAUGUGAAGUCCUGGCUUAUCACAGACUUCUGAAAUGGCGUCUUUGUGACUCAGAUUUCAUUUGGAAAACAGUAUCUUUAUUACAAAUUUUAGUUUGCAAGACAUGGGUUACGUUCAGAAGUGGGCUUUUUGUGUGGGCUAGUUUUCCUGGUCAUAAAUUGUAGCGCUUACGUCUUGAUUUUCAGCAUUCCGUUUACAUUGCAAUGCCUUGCGUUAGAAAACUCUGGCUUUUAAAAAAUCAGUUUACUGCCGCAUCACGCUGAAUUCUAAAUGGCGGUAAAGAACUGUAAUUUUGUCACUGCAAGUUUUCCCGAGUUAACAGUCUUGCAAAUGCUCCCUCUCCUACAAGAAAUGAUUAAGGCAGAAAUUAGAGCUAAACUUCCACUGAAUGCAGCCGUGGGAUCUCAGGACUCCAACUAGGUAUUUUAAAAUUCCCAGGCAGGGUCAUAACAAUAGCAUUCCUCGUCUUCAGGGUGGAUUUAUAAACAUCUUCUCCCACCCUUCCCCAGCUUGAGUUCUUGAGGAAAGUGACUGUUUUGACGAUUCUUAUUUUCAUCAGUUGUGUGCUAAGCCUAUCCCAAACCUGUUAUAAGAUGGCGCUGUCUGUUAAACCACAGAGCCUCUUGGGCUUGCCGAUCAGAAGGUCGGCGGUUCGAAUCCCCGUGACAGGGUGAGCGCCCGUUGCUCAGUCCCUGCUUCCGCCAACUUAGCAGUUCGAAAGCACAUCAAAGUGCAAGUAGAUAAAUAGGCACCACUCUGGCGGGAAAGUAAACGGCGUUUCCGUGCACUGCUCUGGUUUCACCAGAAGCAGCUUAGUCCUGCUGGCCACAUGACCCGGAAGCUGUACGCCGGCUCCCUCGGCCAAUAAAGCGAGAUGAGCGCCGCAACCCCAGAGUCGUCCACGACUGGACCUAAUGGUCAGGGUCCCUUUACCUUUCCCUAUCUCUUGUUUUGGGAUGAGCCAGUUUUGUGGUUACUGUGUGAAUGUAUCCACGUUCUAGCAACCGAGGGUGCCUUAGCGGUGACGUCACAGGCGCUGUCCACUAGGUGCCUGUGGCCUUUCUGCAAUUACAUCCUGGAUCACAAGAGCCUGGCUAGCUGGACUCCUAUAUAAAUGUUAGUUAUUACCAAAUAUGUAACAUGCUUGCAGUUGGGAGUUAGUUAUUAUCAAAUACAUAACGUGCUUGCGUUUGGGAGUCGGAAGUUUGUGAUGUAGGUUGAUGACACAACAGCAGCAACAGCAACAAACCCAGAGGGAUUUUGUGGCUAAUAUCCUACCUGGAUGGAUACUGGUGAUUAAGCACACUGAGGACUAGUAACUUGCCUCUCUUCCCAAGUUCAAUGCCCAGUAUCUCCAGUUAACCCACCUCAAGUUGGAGUCUUGUGGACAAGACUUUUGGCUGGGCUCUAAGCCCUGCUGAAGAGAAAAUGUGAAGGCUUUGUACAACAGCCGUGUAAAGGAGGCCACUGAACUUUUUCUUCUGUUCACAUCUUAUCAGGUGGCGGCUGUUAUUUUUUAUUUUUAUUUAACCUGUCCUUCCUUCAGUUUUCCCAAGGCUGCGUACGUGGUCUCAUCUUAUCCUACCAACAUCCCUGUGGGGUAGGACUGUGUGACCGACUUAAGGUUCACACAGUAGAAUUUGGAACCCGGGUCUUGAUGACCAGAAUACAGCAGUGCACCACAUUGGCUAAAAUAUGUCAAUUAGUGCCUUUUUAAUUGAUGAGCGUUGGAAAAUAUCACCUGCAUCAAAAUCUCCACUUAAUUACCGUAUUUUUCCGUGUAGGUUUUUUCAUUAGAAAACAAUGUCAAAAAAUAGGGGGCGUCUUAUACACUGAUACACCCCCCCCCAAAAAGCGGGGCAUCUUAUAGAUGGAAAAAUAUGGUAAAUGUGGGCCAAUCCUUCCCUCUCAGCCUAAUCACCCUGAUCCAUUGAGCUUUGUGACUUGAGUUGAGAUUUGAACUCUGAACCUAGUCUGACUCUCAUUCUACACCUCACUGUUCCUUCUCCCCCAGGGAGCCACCACAGUUAAGACACCGCCCUCCCAUUACCACCCUGUUAUUAGUUCCCGUCUUAGAGAAGAAGUAAAUACAUUUAUUUAUUUCAUAGAAUUUAUACAAAUCUUGAUUGUAAAAAGCCUCCAAGUGGUUUUCAAAAAAUGAGUAAGACUCAUUACCGAAGGCAGCAUCUACUCACUGUAAGUGACCAUCCCAACGGCUGUUUUAUGGCAUCCAUUCCUCUUAACCUUGGGGAAAAAACUACAAAUAGGGGUUUGGUUAUGUGUUUCUUGCUCAUUAGUGUCUUGAAAAAUACCUAUCGCUCUGACCUCAUGUUUUCUCAUAAACGUCGCUCGCAAAUGGGUUCUGAUGGAGUGAGGAAUGUAAAGAUAAUUAUAACCUGGCGUGGAAAAUGGGACUGUAAUCUUUCUGCAACAUUUAACAUGCCCCUUGCCGAGUGGGUAAUUGUGCCGGGGACUCGGGAGAAUCGCAUUUGCGUAAUCAAGACAUCUCCUGGGACUUAAAUUGCGGCACGUUGCUCGUUCAGUCAUUUAUUUCUCAGGAGAGAGCCGCGAGGCUUAGCUGCAAUUUCGUUCAGCUGAUCGCAUCUCGGCUUGAAGUGACAGAUCCAGAUGCGUGUCACAGCUCUCCUGGCACAGCACAUAAUGCCUUUUGAGGUUUUAAAAGAGGAAUCUGGCUGAGCGGUGGACAGCAAAGGUGAAUGGAGAGACAUUGGAAACUGAUGCUCUGAAAACCUGGGGAAAUCUGCGUGCCACUGUGACGAAGACCACCCACCCACAGCCCCUGCUAGAUGUAAUUAGUGCUGUGCUAGAUGCUCUUUUCAGUUGCAAAAUUGAUUUUGCGAUGCCUCUUUGUGCAAAAAACGCUAAGGGGUUGUUUUUCAGAGUCUUGAGUCCACAGACGGGGCAGAUCUCCAGCAACUGCCAACGUUUGCAUGACUUCUGAACUGGGAUGCAGUCGGUUUUAGUUAAUUGCUUUAAGGUUGGGCAUUUCUCUAGCCAAGAAAUAAAAUAGAAAAUUGACCGACUGGCCAGAGCAACCACCCCCAACCUGGUCCACAGGUUUUGGAUUACAUCUGUGAAGCAGAACUCCCUCAGUUGCCUCUGCUGGGGCAGACCAGCUCCAUCCGGCCUCCUCUCCCCCCAUAUUUCAUUGGGGAAAGCCAUUCCAUCAGGCUGCGUCAGUGGGAGACAUGGGAAGCAAUAGGACACAUCUCACCAGCUUUUCUGGAGACCCCGUUCCGUUAGGCACCUCCUGCCCCUGAACUGCGCCAGCAUUUGGUCAUUUCAGGAACACCUGUUGAGAAAUAGAUGCUUGAGUUUUCCUCUUCCCUCCCUGUCCCUUUUCCCUUGUGUGUCUUUUAAAAAAAAUAUUAAAGUAUUGAGGUAGGGACUGUCUUGUUUGGAAUCUGUUAAGCAGCGGCAGAAUUAUCCACUUCUGUGCCUGUUCUCCUUUCCCAUCCCGGCUGGCCACCUAGAAGAAUUUGCAGCUAAGAACUUACACCUGGAUUUGCGCUUUUUCCUGGGAACUGUAGGGUGUUCAGGGUGCUGGGAAUUGUAGGUCUACAGCUCCCAGGAUUCUCUCAGGAGUGUGUGUGUGGGGGGAGGCCAUGAUUCUUAAAGUGUUAUCGCAUGCCUCCAAAUAAGCAAGCAUAAGAUUCACCUUGGAUGCAAAGGAAAAAUUCCGUGCUUAGGCUGUUUACAUAGAGCAAGCUCACUGACGGUUAACAAAAUAUUAACUUCUACACCUUGACUUGUAUUUUCUGGGGUGGUUUUCUUGUGUGUGUGUGUGUGUGUGUGUGUGUGUAUAGAUAUAUAAUACCCCCAGGGGCUUUCCCACCUUGAUAUUGGUGAAUGCAGUGACUCAUUUCCUGAAACACUCAGCCGAUCUGUGAAGUUCUGCCCUCCCCCUACCAUAUAUGGGGCGAUUGCAGAAUCUCACCUGCGUAUUUUGUGUUUGCGUGGCGAUGGCUGCUAUAGAGACCAGCUUAAUAACCGCUUCGGUUGACCUGCCACGCCUUCAGGAUUCUUGGUGGGGCAGGUAGAUCUCUGCCACAAAUCCUCAUAUUUCAGGAACUGGAGCCAGUGACCCAAACAGGGAAAAGGUAGUCAGCCGUUGGAAGAAAAUCUGCAGUUAGUCGAAUCUCUUGGAGAUAAUCAACCCUCUUUACACCAGCGAAUUUCGACCAUAUGUUAGUGGGCAUUGGUGAUUCAGCAACAUCUGGAGACUCGAAGUUGAAGAAACCAUUGCUCUAGAUCAUGCCCCCCCCCCGAAGUGUUGGACUAUGACUCCCAUCAUCCACUGGCAGCGCCAGCAAUGGAUGAUGGGAGCUGGAGUCCCAGCAGCGUCCAUUUUGCAGGCACCAGGUUGGGGAAGCCUACUGUAGGCGCAGAAAUGUGUUUUUUUGUUUGUGAGUUGUGUAUGGCCACAUUCACACCAUGUAUUUGAAGCACUGUGAUAUCACGUGGAACAAAUUCUGGUUGUGGUAGUUUAGGCUGCUGAGAGUUGUUAGGAGAAGCCCCCAUCCCCCCCGGCAAUUGUAUCAAAUAUUCAUAUAGCAUCAGAUAUUCAAAUUGGCUUCUAAUUGUAUUUUUAUUGCUGCUUCUGUUUCUUACGUUGCCGUAUUAUGGCUUGAAUCCUGUGGAAUUCAGAUCGUGACAUGAUAGAGUACAAUGUGUAGGAACUAAAAGAAGCAAUAAAAAUGCAGGUUAAAAAGAAUUGCAAAUGCUACCAUGGGCAGAAAAAACAUAAUUAAGCCGGUUCCCCCUGCAGGAUUCUUGGCAAUUUUAAUGUGGCCCAUGGCAGGAAAGCAAAGUUUGAGAACCUCUGACCUAGGCAUUAGCCCAAAGGAGAUGGAGAAAAAAGGGGGGGGGAUGAAGGCAUUGUUUCAGACAAGGGCCUGUAUUCCAGCCACCCUCUUAGUUUUGGUGAUUCCCGCAUUCCUGCAUUCUUCCAAGUUUAUCUGUGCAUAAUGAGGACUAGAACCUUGUUUGUGUGUAUGUGCUUUUAAAAGCUGAAAUUCUCUGAGAUCAGAAUUUGGGGCUCACUAUCAUAAUGGGACGCGGGUGGCGCUGUGGGUAAAAGCCUCAGCGCCUAGGACUUGCCGAUCGAAAGGUCGGCGGUUCGAAUCCCCGCGGCGGGGUGCGCUCCCGUCGCUCGGUCCCUGCUCCUGCCAACCUAGCAGUUCGAAAGCACCCCGGGUGCAAGUAGAUAAAUAGGGACCGCUUACCAGUGGGAAGGUAAACGGCGUUUCCGUGUGCUGCUCUGGUGCCGGUUCGCCAGAUGCAGCUUCGUCACGCUGGCCACGUGACCCGGAAGUGUCUGCGGACAGCGCUGGCCCCCGGCCUCUAGAGUGAGAUGAGCGCACAACCCUAGAGUCUGGCAAGACUGGCCCGUACGGGCAGGGGUACCUUUGACCUUUACUAUCAUAUUACGCGUGGGUUUUGCGUGCUCCUGGAUAACAGAACGAGCCUGUUUUUAUUUUUUAUUUUGGUUCUGCAGCUCUGCGGGCUUUGAUUCGGGAAUCAAGAAGGCAUUUUCUGCUCUGCCCUGUAGUGGUUGCCCGUGGCGCCAUUUCUGUUCCCCUGCAGUUUGCCUUCUGCCAAAAGCUACGUCGUGGGGCUCACUCUCUGCCAUGGCGAAACCUCAUAACUUGCGUAAUUACAUUACGUAAAUGAUAAAGCCCUUACGUCAUGCCAGGCGAGUUCUUUUCAGUGCAGAGGGAACGUAUUGUGAGCAAACCGAAAGCGGAAUACUGAUUGUAUUCUCUGGGUUGAAUUCCUUUCCAGACACGAGACAGGUAAAUGUGGUGCAAUCAUUUGACCCUCUUAUACCCCACUUGCUAUCUCCAGCUGAAUUCCCACCCCCCAAAAAAGUCAAAUAUCUUCUUGCAAAUGUGAGCGCGUUUGUUCAGGGCAGAUUCUGCACCUCUGGAGCAGCAGCUGGGUUGUCCGGGGUGUGGAAUGACACAUUGCGGAGAUCCUGCUCCGAGUUUGCCUAAAAAAUGUUGCCGUCCCGGUUUGUUCCUGAUUCUUGCUUCAUAAGCCCUGGAUGUCGUAAUUGAGAAUUGGGACAGACCCAGAGCAAGGGGAAAAGCCCCAAAAUGUCAGAGGUGGGCGGAGGAUGCCUUGCCCUUGUGCCACAAAUCGCCCCAGGUCGGCCCAAACUCCUGGUCGCCUGCCAGCGUGGUGCUGGAAUGGUGGGUUUUUUUUGAAACUGCAAACAAGGUGACGACAGUGACUUUAAUAGGCUUCGCCAGAGCCUUUUGCCCGCCAGGUAAUUAAGGUACGCCUUUCUGUGCCACGUUGAAAGACGUUCUGCUCUCGAAGCAGCUUCUGGAACGCCCUCCCUCUCAACUGGAAUUGGGCGUUCAAGGGCUGGCAGCGCAUGUACAAAUUGCUGGCGAUUAAAGCAGGGGAAACGUGGGUCGGUCCUAAUUGUGGCCCCCUGGGCGUUCAGGUGGGGUCACGGGUAUCCUAAACAGGUGUGUGCAGUUCCACAGAGGUGUGAUGUGCUGAGGUUGGCGGGUGUUUUUCCUUCCCCUGGACAGGACGCUCUCUUGCACCUUGCCCAAAUGCUCACGCUUUGCUGAUCGCGCCGUACUUGUCCGCGUGCUGAUAGCGCCGUGUUAAUUAGCUGAACGGCAGGAGGAUCUUGGCUCGCAGCAGCACCCACGAUACUCAAGCAAUCUGCUCACGAGGAGCCCACCAGCAGGAGAGGAAAGCAACAGCGCGCUCUCAGAUGGCGUGCAAAUUUGUCGAGAGAGGCCUUGUGUCAGGUGUUGUGUGACAUUGACUGUUGCACCCCCGUGUCACUCCAUCUAAUAAAAUGCGUUCAGGACGUCGAGGGGGUGUCUGAACAUAGGGUGGUUCUCCAGUAAACCAGGCCUAGGCCACCUGUCAUGUAGGAUUUAAUAAUAAAUAAUAAUAAAUUUUAUUUAUACCCUGCCCACCCAAGCCAAGACUGGGCUCAGGGUGGCUAACACCAAGUAUAAAAACAACUGAUUGAGAUACAACUUAAAAACAAGAUUAAAAUAGGACAUUAAAAUGCAGCCUCAUUUCAGUAGAAACUCAAAUCAAAAACUUUUUGGAGAUGAAAACGUCAAGUCUUCACCAAGGCCAACUAUCCAGACUGGUCCUAUGUGGGCCAGAAAAAAAGCCAGGGAAGUCCCCAACUAGGAGUUCCAUCACAGAAGGAGAAAGAAAAAAGGAAAGAGGGAAAGGGGAUCAAGUGGAUUCCAAGCCAAUGGCCAGGAGGAGCAACUCAUGAGACAGAGCGUUCCACCAGGCCAGAGCCAGUGUUGAAAAGGCCCUGGCUCUGGUUGAGGCUGAUCUUUGAGAUUCCUGCAUUGUCUGGGGUUGGACUGGAUGACCCUCAGGGUCCCGUCCAACUCCGCAUUUCUGUGAUGUCUUUCAGGUGAUUUCGGACUACAGCUCCCAUCCAGCGUUCGAAAUUCACCAGGCACAUGCCCACCUGGAGUUGCACGCCUGGGGAUCCUUGGAUUUUGACCAGGGGUCAGCAAACUUUUUCAGCAGGGGGCCGGUCCACUAUCCCUCAGACCUUGUGGGGGGCCGGACUAUAUUUUGAAAAAAAAAAUGAAUGAAUUCCUAUGCCCCACAAAUAACCCAGAGAUGCAGUUUAAAUAAAGGUACACAUUUCUACUCAUGUAAAAACACACUGAUUCCCAGACCGUUAGUGGGCCGGAUUGAGAAAGCGAUUGGGCCAGAUCCGGCCCCCUGGGCCUUAGUUUGCCUACCCAUGAUCUUGACUGUUUCCACACAUUAACAGCACGUCCUGUAGAAUUAUUCCCGUUACAUUUUAUCUGCACAAUCGGUAUGAAUUUCAGGAACCAAGAAGUCACGUUGAAAAACAUGACUUGGAAGCUCCAAAAUGGCCAUUCGGCAUUCCGUUAUGGUGGCUGUACGCCUGGUUUAAGGAGCCAUUUGGCUAAAUAUAAUCUGAGUUUCCAACUCUGCUCCCAUCAUCCCUUGAGUGGGCCGCCGUUAGCCGUGAAAACGUUCGCCCUGAGUUUGUUGGGCGUGUGCACAGCUACUGAACGCUGUGGACGACUUUGCAGGGAGAGAAGACACCAUCAGAGCGUCACUUUUUCCGUGUCUCAGCCCUGAGAUCUGGCGCGCUCUCUCUCUUUCUCUGUGUGUGGCUAAAAUAAGUCUAUUUUCACGCUUGUUUACAAGGCUGAGAACAAGUUGCUGAACAAGUUUGGCUAGGGGCAGAAGGAGAAAAAGGAAAGCCUGCAUGUUAAGCUCUUUACGCAGCGCGGGGAGGCGGAAACGAAUCCUCCGCGCCAACUGUCUCGCAUGAAUUAAAAAUGAGUGCCUGUCUCUCGGGCAGAACCGCGCUUGCAUUGAUUCCUGCAGAGCCGAAGUUGGGCAGAGUCAGCCUGAGGCCUGGGAGGGUUUGGGGGCUCACAGGAAGCUGCUUUCUGCAGAUCCAGACCUGUAGUCCCUCUAGUUCAGUGCAAACUGCACUGGCUGGCAGCUGCUUGCCCAGGGUUUCAGGCCAGAGGAAAUUCCCCAGCCAUUCCUGGAGACGCCAGCGAUGGAAGCUGGGACCUUGUGCAUGCAAAACGGCCGCUCUGACCCUGAGCCACCUUCCCCAAAAACAAAUCAAGACUCCAGUCCUCAUGGUUCUGAACACAGAGGUAGUUUAAAUGGGGCCUUCUGCAUGCAGAGCAGCUGUUCUCUACCACCUCUGGCUGUUCGCUAAGAAUUGCUAGUCACCCAAAGCUGUUAUUUGUUCAUGUUGUUGUUGUUAAUGUUGUUUAGUCGUGUCCGCCUCUUCGUGACCCCCUGGACCAGAGCACGCCAGGCCCUCCUGUCUUCCACUGCCUCCCGCAGUUUGGUCAAACUCAUGCUGGCAGCUUCAAGAACACUGUCCCACCAUCUCAUCCUCUGUUGUCCCCUUCUCCUUGUGCCCUCCAUCUUUCCCAACAUCAGGGUCUUUUCCAGGGAGUCUUCUCUUCUCAUGAGGUGGCCAAAGUCUUGGAGCCUCAGCUUCAGGAUCUGUCCUUCCAGUGAGCACUCAGGGCUGAUUUCCUUCAGAAUGGAUACGUUUGAUCUUCUUCUUGCAGUCCAUGGGACUCUCAAGAGUCUCCUCCAGCACCAGAAUUCAAAAGCAUCCAUUCUUCGGCGAUCAGCCUUCUUUAUGGUCCAGCUCUUACUUCCAUACAUCACUAUAAAACCAGAGCUUGAACUAUAUGGACCUUUGUCGGCAAGGUGAUGUCUCUGCUUUUUAAGAUGCUGUCUAGGGUUUGUUCAUAAUAGUGCCUUUUGGGGAGAAUCUCUUCAGCUGUUAGACGGCGCUUCAUUUCCCCCGCUUCAGAUCCCUCUGUAAAAUCAACCCAUCCCAUGAAGCCUUUGGCUGAGCUCUGUCAUUCUUGAGAUCAGGAGAUCUGCUUCGCACCAUGACAGAACCAGGCCUCCCGUGUGGUGGCCCCUAGCCUUUGGAACUCCCUCCCACUGCACGUAUCAGACAGGCGCCUUCUCUCUUGUCUUUUUGGCACCUGUUUAAUAAGUUCCUCUUUCGACAACCUUCUAAAAUCUCCAUCCCAGCUUCCUUCUCUCUUAGAUGGGUCCAAGUUGAUUUCAAGCAACCGCCAUUAUGUUGAGACUGUGUUUUGUAUUUUAGGAUAUACAGGUGAAACUCGAAAAAUUUGAACAUUGUGGAAAAGUUCCUUUAUUUCCGUAAUCCAGCUUGAAAGUUGAAACUAAUAUAUGAGAUACACUCAUGACAUGGCAAGCGAGAUAUGUCAAGUCUUGAUUUGUUACCAUUGCGAUGAUCAUGGUGUACAGCUUAUGAAAACCCCAAAUUAACAAUCUCAGAAAAUUAGAAUAUUCAAGGAAAUCAGCAAAACAAGGGUUGCAAAUCGAGCAAGAUUGGACCUCUGAGAAGUAGAAGCAUUUCUCACUUUGCAUGUCAUGAGUCGAUCUCAUAUAUUAGUUUCGCCUUUUAAGUUGAAUUACUGAAAUAAACGAACUUUCCCACCACAUUCUAAUUUUUCGAGUUUCACCUGUAUAUACAUUUUUUAUAGACCUCAUAUGCAGUUAUAUAUAACGGCUGAUUAUGUUUUGAUCAUGCCGCAAAUUUGGGCUGCCUCGUGGGAAGCGAUCCACGAACGAAAUCGACAACAGCGCCUGGAAUGACAACCUUUCUGCGGCUGUUAUAUUAGAGAUCGCUUUGGGAUGCAAUUUGCAAAUACUGGUAAAAGUUGCUAAGCCAACGUCUUGAGCGUGUCUCUUUUGCCGUCUUGUUUUUCAGGACAGUGUGAAAAUACUAAGACUGACCCUCCAGAAUGACCUUCCUGGGGACAGGCGUGACCAAGGAAAGCAAAAGGUGAGUGGCUUGUGUGAAUAAGGCCCCGCUUGCUAUACUAUUUUAGCAGCCACGACUGCCCCCAAAGAAUCCUGGGAGCUGUAGUUUGUUGCGGGUGCUGAGAUUUGUCAGGAGACACCCCCCCAGUUCCCCUCACAGAGCUGCAACUCUCAGCAGCUUGACUGAACCUUCCUAGGAAAUUUUGGGAACUGUAGCUUUGUGACGGGAAUUGGGUGGGGGGGGUCUCCUCUCAACUCUCAGCACCCUUAAAAUGCUACAGUUCCCAGGAUGAGGGCCGGAUGGAGGUUUGAUGAGGCCCUGAGCUACUGAAGGUAAUGGGGCCCUUUAUAUGUCCAGCUGUCCUUUGUCAACAACAAAUUGUCACUUUUUUUGUGCUGAAUAUAUGCUAUAUGGAAAUUGAUGGACCUAAUAGGUAUCUAAAGCCAUUUGCACAUCACAAAAUAUGUAUUUUAUCAAAGUAAUUGUUGAACUGAAAUACAAUUUAGAAGAAGUACCGUAUUUUCCGUGUAUAAGACUAGGUUUUUUGUUACUAAAAAAUAACGUUAAAAGGGGGGGUAGUCUUAUACGCAGGGGCAACCCCCCCCCAUUUUCUUAAUUUUGAGUCCCCCCAAAUAGGGAGCGUCUUAUACACAGGGGCGUGUUAAACACAGAAAAAUACGGUAUAUUAAUAGUGAAAUGCAAUUAAGAAGUAUAUGGGGGGGGGGGCAAGAGAGUAGGGCCCUAAGCGAUAGCUUGUUUAGCUUAUACGUAAAUCUGGCACUGCCCUGGUUCCUUUGGGAAGAAGCCAUGCUUGUUAAAUGUGGUAUAAAAGACAAUGUCCAGGUCCUCGUUAUGGGGAGCGAUUUGGGUUUCCCCAGCCACUCUGGGUGGAUUCCAACAGAACACUAAAAUACAAUAACCUAUUAAGCGUUAAAAGCUUCCCUAAAGAGGGCUGCCUUCAGAUGUCUUCUAAAAGUCUGGUAGCUGUUUUUCUCUUUGACGUCUGGUGGGAGGGCGUUCCACAGGGCGGGUGCCACCACCGAGAAGGCCCUCUGCUUGGUUCCCUGUAACUUGGCUUCUCGCAGGGAGGGAACCGCCAGAAGGCCCUCGGCGCUGGACCUCAGUAUCCGGGCUGAACGAUGGGGGUGGAGACGCUCCUUCAGGUAUACAGGACCGAGGCCGUUUAGGGCUUUAAAGGUCAGCACCAACACUUUGAAUUGUGCUUGGAAACGUCCUGGGAGCCAGUGUAGGUCUUUCAAGACGGGUGUUAUGUGGUCUCGGCAGCCGCCCCCAGUCACCAGUCUGGCUGCCCCAUUCUGGAUUAGUUGUAGUUUCCGGGUCACCUUCAAAGGCAGCCCCACGUAGAGUGCAUGGCAGUAGUCCAAGCGGGAGAUAACCAGAGCAUGCACCACUCUGGUGAGACAGUCUGCGGGCAGGGAGGGUCUCAUCCUGCAUACCAGAUGGAGCUGGUAGACAGCUGCCCUGGACACAGAAUUGCGCUGCGCCUCCACGGACAGCGGUGAAUCCAGAAUGACUCCCAGGCUGCGCACCUGGUAAUGAGGAGAGGGAGGUGUGUUUGGGGCUAUAUAUAGAAAUCUCUGGGUUUUGUGGGGCUGGAGAGCUGCCUGAUUUGCAGAGGUGUUUUUUUUUUAAUUGUUAAUAAACUUAAUAUUAAAGCAAGUCUUGACAAUAGUCUUCAAACGAAAUUUAAAGUUGCAACAAAACUUUGUCUGUUGCUGCAGCAUUACAAAAUAUUCCUAAUAAUAAGCUUUAAUUACACACUGCUGCCAUGUCGGCCACAGUUUUCAGUCAAUAUCUAACCGUCACAUUGGCUCAUUAAAAGUUUUCAGUCGCUAUACCCUGUCCAUAAGCAUUCUGGGGAUGAUGAGGGCAUUUAAAUGUCUCCGUUUUUCAUUAAUAAAAGGGGGGGGGAGAGAAGGAGACCAAAUGCCGGUAUGAGCAAGAAGGAAAUUAUUUCUUUGCAUCCGAGAGUAAGAUUCGAAGUCGGAGGACGGACGAAACACCUUUCCCCAAAAGUGCAGUCCUGCCAGUUAUGAAAAUAGGAACCUUGCUCUCCACAGCCUUUCCAGCACACCAAUGAAGGAUUUAUUCUUGCAAGGUGUGUGUCCAGUGCCAUUGAAAGAUAAUUUUAAGGAAAACUGCCUGGAGGCCAUCUGAAAUUGUUUUUAAAGAUGGGUUGCGCCAUAUAGAUUCCCAUGCAUUUCAUUGAUUUGCAGAGUUGAGAGUCCUUUGCCCUGCUUGCUUUUGCAUCUAGGCCUCCUUUAGUGCGGCCCCCACGAGGCUUCCCAGGAAGGGAGUGUGGCCCUCGGGUCCCUCGCCACCUCCCUUCGAGCUUUCCCACUGCUAACUUGGCCCUACCCGGAGAGAUGAUAAGAAGAAGAAGAAGAAGAAGAAGAAGAAGAAGAAGAAGAAGAAGAAUGUGGUACCUCAGGUUAAGUACUUAAUUUGUUCCGGAGGUCCGUACUUAACCUGAAACUGUUCUUAACCUGAAGCACCACUUUAGCUAAUGGGGCCUCCUGCUGCCGCUGCGCCGCCGGAGCACGAUUUCUGUUCUCAUCCUGAAGCAAAGUUCUUAACCUGAAGCACUAUUUCUGGGUUAGUGGAGUCUGCAACCUGAAGCAUCUGUAACCUGAAGCGUAUGUAACCCGAGGUACCACUGUAAUCAUCAUCAUCAUCAUCAUCAUCAACAUCAUCAUCCUGCCCUCCCCAGCUGAAGCCGGGCUCAGAGCUACAGUUACCUAAGAUCACAAUCAAUUAAGCGAUUAGGCGGAAAGUGGUGGGAAGUAGGGGGAGGAGAGGUGGGGAAAUAUUGUUAAAAAGGUGUAAUUAUAGGUAUAUCAGUACUCUAAUCUGAAUUGUUAAAUUGUGUUAUUAGUGUUAUCCUGGUUUUUGUUGUAUGUGGUUUUUGUGGUUGUUGUUUGUAUUGAAAAAAUGAAUAAAUAAAUUUAAUAAUAAUAAUAAUUAAAAUAAAAUCACAAUCAAUUAAUUAAAAUACAUUCUAAAAUCAAUUCAAUCUAAAAUUCAGAGGGUAAGCAGAAAAGGGAACCUGCUCACAGGAAGCCUUCGUUUUGUCUCCCGCAGCCGGUGGGAAGGGCCUUUGCCAUGGUGGCCAACCGGCCCCCCAGCAGCCACGCCUUGGCGUCUGAGUACGUCAAGUCCAGCGAGGGCGACGAGGAAAUCAUCAAGGUGAGCUGGGACCAGCCGGCGCUCGGCUUUCGCGGCUUUAUUUUUAGCAGACAGGGUGUUGUUGGCGGGCGAGAAAUAGAAGGAAGGAACCGGCUUUUCAGGGAGGGUCUUGUAGUCCAGGGGGGCAGAGCAGCUUCUUUUGCAACCAGAAGGUCCCAGGUGCAAAAACCCAGCAUCUCCAGGUAGGGUUGGGAGAGACGCCCUGCCUGCAGCUGCCAGUCAGUGUAGGCAGUAUGGAGCUGUAUGCCCAGAUGCUUCAGUAUAAGGCAGCUUCUGGUGCCUCUGCUUAAAGCAGCCCUCUUGCUCAGAACCAUGAGGACUGGAGCCUUGCUUCAUUUUUAGGGGGAAUGUGUGUAGCUCUGUGGGAAAGUCCCUGCUUUGCAUGCAGAAGGUCCUAGGUUCAAUCCUGCCCCCCAUAUCUCCAGAUGGGGUUGGUUUCUUCUUGAAACCCUGGAGAGCAGCUGCCAGCCAGUGUCGGCAGCCCUGAGGUAGGUAGACCCCAGUGACCUGGCUCUGUAGAAGGACAGCUUUCUGUGUUCCUGUUUAAGGUCACGGCGUAGAUUUAAAGCACCUGCCUUCUCCUCAGGGACUCUAUUUUAUUUUAUUUUAUUUAUGCUUUUCAGGUUUAUACAUUUCACUAAUUUCACAAUCCUUUUAACAUUUCAUAACUUUGACUUCCUUCCCCCUCUUUCCACGGUUCCUUAAAUUUAUUUUUAAUACCUUUUGCCUAUCCAAAUUCACUUAAUUUGCUCAUUUAUCCAUCUGCUUUAAAUAUAUGCUCUUAUAGAACUGCGGGUCAUUGCAAUAAUCCUGCCAAUGUUCUUACCUGUUUACAAUUUAUCAGCAAAUAUUCAAUAAACCAUUUCCAUUCUUUUAUAAAAAGUUUGUUAACUUGAUUUCUUACUCUUCCGGUAAGUUUCUCCGCCUGUUCUGUAAGUUUUUGAAUCCGUUCUUCCUUUGCUUCCCCUCAAGGGUUCCUGGGAAUUCUAGUUUGCCCCCUCACAGAGCUGCGGUUCCCGGAAUGCUUUGCAAGGGGAACCCGGGUGCAGUGGCUCUGACUUCUUUUUCGAAACAUGAGGACUAGAAUCUUUGCUGUUAGGAAAAGGUUUGCAGCUCAGCAGCAAGGCUGUGUAGGUGAAGCUUGCAGAGGAGGCUGUGUCCCUCCUGAUGUUGCUGGACUCCAGCUCCCAUCAUCCCUGGUAAAAAUAAACUAAAUAAUAAAAAUCAGAAAGUUUAAGGGAAAAAAUUAGAAAAUUGAACAAAGCCUUAAUGGGAUAAUAAUAAUAAUAAUAAUAAUAAUAAUAAUAAUAAUAAUAAAAAAUUUCAUUUAUAUCCCGCCCUCCCCAGCCGAAGCCGGGCUCAGGGUGGCUAACAACAAUAAAAUAAUACAACAUUCUAAAAUCAUUUCAUUAAAAUUAAUUCAACUCAAAUUGAUGGCAACCAUUAGGCUAAAAUUCUGUGAAGAUUGCCAAAGGAGGGAGUCAGGCUGUGCCCUGGCCAAAGGCCGGCUACAAACCUUGUUUCACUGAACUAUUCAGUUUCCUCUGAAGGAAAUAGAAAAAUCGUAAACCUUAAAUGACCAAAUUUUUUUAAAAAAGGGGUAGAACUCCCAAAAAUACUGAAGUGUUAUAAUCCUAGGUAAAGCAAGGUUUUUCUAAUUUUUAAACUUUUUGAUUUUUAUUAUUUAGUUUAUUUCUACAAGAUAAUAUUUCUAGUCGAUUACUUCUCGUUUCAGGGAUUUUCAUUUGUUUUGUGCAAUUCUCAGUUCCGUGACUGUCUUUUUUCUGCUGACUGCCAUCAUCCCUGGUGGCUGGCCAUGCUUGAUGGGACUUGGAGUCCAGCCACGUCUGGGGGGCUCCAGCUUGCUCCCCAGCCCUGAUCCUCAACCGUUCCUCAAGCAUGCGCCUGUCCCAUCUUGCGCCGGGUUUGCCUCCUUCCUAUCAGGGCAGCUUUCCUUCCCAACUUGAUGGGCGUUCUGGUUUCUCCUCUGUGACUCAGGUCUACCUCCGAGCCCGAGCCGAGGACAGGGCCCAGAACGAAAAGAGCCUCCAUCAACUGAAAAGUGACGGCUGUCAUAUCCAAGCGGUAAUUAGCAUCCUUUUAAAUAAUGUGUGCUGGCAAGUAGCGGGGAGGUAAUUUUGCAAAACGGAAGGAGCUGGUAGCACGGGCUCUCAACGGGGCACUGAAGGGUGUGUGUGUGUGUGUGUGUGCGCGCGCGCAGAAAUAACAUAAAUACCGAAUUUUUUGCUCUAUAAGACUCACUUUUUCCCUCCUAAAAAGUAAUGGGAAAUGUGUGUGCGUCUUAUGGAGCGAAUGCAGGCUGCACAGCUAUCCCAGAAGCCAGAACAACAAGAGGGAUCGCUGCUUUCGCUGUUGUUCUGGCUUCUGAGAUUCAGAAUAUUUUUUUUCUUGGUUUCCUCCUCCAAAAACUAGGUGCGUCUUAUGGUCUGGUGCGUCUUAUAGAGCGAAAAAUACAGUAUUUCUGAAGUUUACUGCAGCGGCUGAAGAGGCAAGCAACUUUUCACCUGCAGCUGGAAAGGGAGGCUUGCCUCUUCAGCAGUUUGGUAAAAACCUGUUGCUACCCAGUGUAUUUUUCUCCCGCCAAUGCACAGAUUCUGUCCCAGAAAAAAAUAUUCUCGCAUUCUUGCUGAUGCAUUCUGCAAAGGGGAGUAAGGGAAGGACCUUAGGACAAGUUGCAAAAGGCAAACCUUUAUACAGAGGAACGCCUUGUGUUGGAGCCUGGCUAUAGAAAUCCGCUCCGCCUAACUGGCACCAAAGGGUGUUUUCUCUCUCCCCACCCCCCUUUUUGCAUCAAGAAGCUCGCUGACUCACGCCCGCCUUAGAACCUCUGCCGCAUCCGAGGCCCUAAUUGCUUUGCUAGCUGGAAAGGAUCUGUCAGGAGUUGCCUUCUGUGUUUUGUCUGCCCGUCUUGGCCCAGCUGCCUGCCUGCCACACCUCGCAGCGAGGGCCUCUCCCCGCUCUGAAGGUGUUGGCGGUUCCUUUGGCAAAGUCCCCGGCGUUUCCCAAGAGUUUUGGGAGGUCUGCAACCACAGGCAGCCUGUGAUGGGUCUUUGCUCGGUUCCUUCAAAGAUGAGAAAGUCUGAGAUGGAGAGGGGUGGGCUUUUUUUUGACAAUAGUAUUUAUUAAUUUUCAAUAGACAUAACAAAAAAGAAAAUAUGCAACAACACAAUAGAGAAGUGAAAAAGAAGGAAAAAAAGAAUAACAAACUUAAAAUACGUAAACAGAAAAAAAAGAAACUCAAUUAAUUGAUUGAAAUCCAUUUUCAUAAACAUUUUAGUUGACUUCCUCUAAUCUCCUCCAUCUGAAUUUCCUCUUAAUUUGAAUGUAGCAGUUUCCAGUAUCAUUAUUUCAUAAAACAAUAUUACAGUCGUAUUCCAAUUUCUUUACCUUUCUUAUAGUACAUUUCUUAUUUAUAUACUUAAGUCUAAUUUAAUCCUAGGCCUGAUUGGUUCUUUCAAGUGGUUACAUUUCUUUAAUAUUAGAAGAUUUGUUCAAAUAGUCUUUAAAUUUCUUCCAGUCUUCUUGGUAGUCCUUUCUGGUCGCUGAUUCUCCCGGUGAGAUCAGCCAGCUCCAUGAAUUCCAUCAUCUUCAUCUGCCUGAGAUGGAGAGGUUAGGCUGAGCCAGAGGGGGAGCAGAGCGAGGGUUUGGCUCUGUUUAUAUCCCGUCUUUCCUUCCAGGAAUUCCAGGGCGAUGUACGGGGUGUUUCUCUCCCUCAACAAAAAAAAAAUUCCCCGAAUUUAUCUCACAACAACCCUGUGAGGUUGGCCAAGCUGAGAGGUGGUGACCGGGGUCUGUGUGUGUUUGUGUGUCGGGGGGAAGAGCAGGAAUGACUGGCGUCGCUCAGGAAGCAGCAGCACCCAUGGACCCUGCUAGAAAAAUGCAACCUGUGUUGCUGAUAGAAGUAUUGCGACUCACGCAACACGUUGGCACUUACCGUAUUUUUUGCUCUGUAAGACGCAUUUUCCCCCUCCUAAAAAGUAAGGGGAAAUGUGUGUGCGUCUUAUGGAGCGAAUGCAGGUGGGAGGUUCUGCUCAGCGCUCCCUUUAAAGAGCCGCGUGGAGCGAUUGUGCGGCUCUUGGGGGCUGUUCCCCGAGGAGGGAGAAGGGCUGCCCAUCUCCCUCCUCAGGGAAAAGCCCCCAAGAGGGGGCAAACACUCCGCAUUGCAGCAUAGCUGUCAGCUUACAGAUUUGAAAAUAAGGGGCCAGCAGCCAAAAUAAGGGAUUUUCCAGCACAGGUAUGUUCAACUUCUUAGCCCCUCCGAGCCAAAGGCAGAAAGCCCAGCCAGCAGCCAAACGAAGCCUCAAGCGGUGGUUCCCACAGCGCAGCAACCCGGCAAAGGGGAUGCAGCAAGGAAAAGCACCGUCCCCUCUCCGCUGGGAAGCGCUGAGCAAAGGCGAGUCCCCAGGCAACGCGGCCGAUUUGAUUGGCACAAGGCAUGCAAGCUCCACCCCCCAGUCGUUCUUAGACUCCUCAUUGGGUGAGCAACGCAGCCAAGCAACAAUAUACUUUUAAAAACUGUCCUAAAAAUGACGUUACCCAUCAGCUGCUAAAAGCCUGGCGAUAAAUACGGUUUCUUUAUCUGCAUGAUUAAAAGGGUGUGAGAGACGCCUCUGUGUGGAGUUCUGUCACGAAAGAGGUGCUGUUCUGUUCCCUUUCCCCAGUUUAUUUUACUUUAUUUGUGUGUAUGUCUUCAAACACAGAAAACGCUGGACAAGCCGAACGGGAUCCGUCCUCACAGAACUACCUCAUUUCGCAGCGUAUCACUAUGCCAGGUCCGUGCGCGAGAGUCCGUGGCCGUGGUGGUGGUGGUGGUGGUGGGGGGGGGACGGUUGGCGUUCACAGGUGGCCUCCAUGCCUGGAAGGAACUGAGGUUGGGGAAAAACUGGGCUGGUCACAAAAGGGCCGGCUUGUUCACUCGCUCUGACCUAGAGCUGAAGUUAGGGGAGAGGGGAGGCAGUGUGGUGCAAUGGUUAGAGCCUCAGGCCAGUGGGGUAGGGAAUCCUCACUCUGCCGCUGGGUGAUUUUUGGGGGCCCCGACCUUGCAAGGAGAAGCCAAGGAAGUGAAAGCCCUGUCCCUUGCCUUGGAACUUCUUGCAGGGGGGGGGAGAUGUUAAUGCAAUUAAUUAAUGCCUUGAACAAGGUGAAUCAGCUUGCUUGUGGCUCGUUUGCACGUUAUUUAUUCUUGCAUUUAUACCCCACCGUUCCUCCAAGGAUCUCAAGAUGGCCUAUGCACCUCUCCCUUUCUCUUCACCCCCCACCCUCACAAUAACCCUGUGAGGUAGGUUAGGCUCAGAGAUGCUGGCCGGCCCACUGUGACCCCAGCGGGGAUUUGAAGCUCAGUCCGGCACUCUAACCAUUGCACCACCCUGGAUGUCAGCACCAAAUGGGGAGAUGGGAGUCCAUCGUUUUCUUGGCAGUUCAGGGGUGGGGAGAUCUCAGGCCUGGGGGGGCCUAAAUGUGCCCCUCCAGGCCUCUGUGUCUGGUCUUUGCCCAGCCACUCUGGGCGGCUCCCAAUCGAGUGUUAAAAACAAUACAGCAUAAAAUGUUAAAAACUUCCCUAAACAGGGCUGCCUUCAGAUGUCUUUUAAAGAUAGGAUAGCUGCUUCUUUCCUUCACAUUUGAAGGCAGGGCAUUCCACAGGGCGGGUGCCAUCAUCGAGAAGGCCCUCUGCCUGGUUCCCUGUAACCUCACUUCUCGCAAUGAGGGAACCGCCAGAAGGCCCUCGGCGCUGGACCUCAGUGUCCAGGCUGAACGAUGGGAGUGGAGACGCUCCUUCAGGUAUACUGGACCGAGGCUGUUUAGGGCUUUCAAGGUCAGCACCAACACUUUGAAUUGUGCUCAGAAACGUACUGGGAGCUAAUGCAGGUCUCUCAGGACCAGUGUUAUAUGGUCUCAGCAGCCAGUCCCAGUCUCCAGUCUAGCUGCCGCAUUCUGGAUUAAUUGCAGUUUCCGGGUCACCUUCAAAGGUAGCCCCACGUAGAGCACAUUGCAGUAGUCCAAGGGAGAGAGAACCAGAGCAUGCACCACUCUGGUGAGACAGACAGCGGGCAGAUAAGGUCUCAUCCUGCGUACCAGUUGGAGCUGGUAGACAGCCGCCCUGGACACAGAACUGACCUGCGCCUCCAUGGAGAGCUGUGAGUCCAGAAUGACUCCCAGUCUGCACACCUGGUCCUUCAUGGGCUCAGUUACCCCAUUCAGGACCAGGGAGUCCCCCACACCCGCCCGCCUUCUGUCCCCCAGAAACAAUACUUCUGUCUUGUCAGGAUUCAACCUCAAUCUGUUGAGAGAGAGCGAAGUAGGAAACUAACCUAUCAUAAAAAACAAAGCAUCCCCUUUCAUUGCUCCACCCACUCUUGUUUCUGGCCCCGCCCACUCCUGGUGUGCGGCCCUCGGAAGGCUGCCCCCAAAUGGGAAGGUGGCCCUCCGGCCGAAAAAGGUCCCCCUUGCUUAAAAACCUUACCUCUCUCCAGGAUGAGCCGACGUACCCCGGAGAAGACAUCUCGAUAAUGCGGGAGACCACCAAGAAGCUCUUCACGAAACUUCAAGAGGCUGAGAAGCGCCACCAGUCGGACAGAGCCGCUUAUGAGGUCAGAACACAAGAAAUGCCCGCUGGAUCAGGCCAGCGGUUCCCAAACUUUUAUGGGGGGGGGGUCACCGCUCCCUUGGUUCCAUAAGCUCAUCCCCAGGGCCCGCAACCUUACCCUACAAAAAUCAUGAUUCAAAACUGCAGUUUGAGCGACCCGUUCAGGAAGAUCGUAACAUUCAAAGCGGUCGCAAUCAGUUGCACAUUCUUCAAAAUCCAGUUUGGACAGUUUAGCUUGACUAAUGCAACAAAACUGACAAACUUGAUCCAGGGAUAGCGGCUUUCCAAAGUGUGACCAUCCUUUACACCUCCAGCACCCCUGUGUAGGGCUGGCUUUCAGCGUUGCAAUAUAUCGCCAGCUAAACAUUGCGAUAUACAGUGGUACCUCUGGAUGCGAACGGGAUCCGUUCCUGAGCCCCAUUCGCAUUCUGAAGAGAACGUGACACGCAUCUGCGCGGGUCGCAAUUUUCCGCUUCUGCACAUGUGUCUGACGUCAUUUUGAGCGCAUGCGCGAGCGGCGAAACCCGGAAGUAACGUGUUCUGUCCUUUCCGGGUCGCCGCAGAGCGCAACCCGAAAACACUCAACCUGAAGCAACUUUAACCCGAGGUAUGACUGUAGAGUUGUGCCUUGGAUCCCGGACGCCCUGGAACUCGGACGUUUCGGCUCCCGGACAAUUGAAACCUGGAAGCGAGUGUUCUGGUUUUCAAACGUUCUUUUGGAACCUGAACUGCUGACGGGGCUUCCUGCAGCCAAUCAGAAUUUUCAAAAGUUUUGGAAGUCGAAUGGCCUUCCGGAAUGGAUUCCGUUCAGCUUCCAAGGUACGACUGUACUGAUAUAUCACACUGUCUGAAAUAAGGAUGGAGCUAUUAGGGACGUGGGUGGUGCUGUGGUCUAAACCACUGAGCUUUGGGCUUUCCGAUCAGAAGGUCGGCGGUUUGAAUCCCCAUGAGGGGGUGAGCUCCCGUUGCUCGGUCCCAGCUCCUGCCAACCUAGCAGUUUGAAAGCACACCAGUGCAAGUAGAUAAAUAGGUACCGCUCCGGCGGGACGGUAAACAGCGUUUCCAUGCGCUGCUCUGGUUUGCCAGAAGUGGCUCAGUCAUGCUGGCCACAUGACCUGGAAGCUGUACGCCGGCUCCCUCGGCCAACAAAGCGAGAUGAGCGCCGCAACCCCAGAGUUGGCCAUGACUGGACCUAAUGGUCGGGGGUCCCCUUUACAUUUGGCUUCAUGGUUUCCCCCGCAUCCCACACAACAGAGACACACAUCACCCCCCCUCGAACCCUGCUAGGUAAUCUUCCCCCCCUCCCCCAGGAGUGGUACUGUCCACUUUGAGAACUGCUGAUCUGGCCCAAUUUCCAACACCUGGGAGGCCCGUGGCUUUGCAUCCUCGACUGGGGUUGCAAGGACCACCCUCUCUGAGGCUGCGCUGCCAGUUGGAUGAGAUGCUUGAGCUGUGGGCCAGGGAAGGGGUCCUUCGUCAUUGCCUCCAAAUAAUAAUAAUAAUAAUAAUAAUAAUAAUUUAUUAUUUAUACCCCGCCCAUCUGGCUGAGUCUCCCCAGCCACUCUGGGCAGCUCCCAAUCAAGUGUUAAAAACAGUACAGCGUUAAACAUUAAAAACUUCCCUGAACAGGGCUGCCUUCAGAUGUCUUUUAAAGAUAGGAUAGCUGCUUAUUUCCUUCACAUCUGAAGGGAGGGCGUUCCACAGGGUGGGUGCCACCACCGAGAAGGCCCUCUGUCUGGUUCCCUGUAACUUGACGUCUCGCCGGGAGGGAACCGCCAGAAGGCCCUCAGAGCUGGACCUCAGUGUCCGGGCAGAAUGAUGGGGGUGGAGACGCUCCUUCAGGUAUACAGGACCGAGGCCGUUUAGGGUUGAUGAUGGUAUGAUGAUGGUUGCCAGGCUUUUGGAGUGAACAGUUCAGUUUCGCUAGCCGUGUGUGUGUGUCGACAUGCAUGCAAAAGUGCCCCCUCUCCCUUCUUCUUGCAGACGUCCAUUUCCCAUUAUCGGAGGGAAGCUGAACAUUCGGGAGCAGCUCUCAGAAGGGUGGAGCUGGACUUGGAAGAGAAGGAUUUGAAGCUGGAGGAACUGCAGAGACUCCUGACGGGGAUGGAGAAGGUAUUCGCCUGACGGAAGACGCCGGCGGUUGUCCGCAGGGCAGAUUGGCGCAGCGAAAGCUGCUGGGCCAAAAUUAAGAGAGAGUGCAAAUUUGCUUGGUUUGGUGAUGCAUCUAAUUGUACCUUUUUGUUUAAUUUCAUUCAGAACCCUCUUUUCUUUAGUUGUCUUUUUUUGAAGUGGCCCUUGCAAGCAGAAGAUGGCAUUAAAAACAGUCUAGCAAACUUAUCAGAGACCAAACAAUUCUUUAGACCCUGGAAAGGAGUAGCCGUAGACCAGAAUGCCUUUAAAAAAUAAUAAUAAUAAAAUGUAAUGAUACCAUUCAACCAAAAACGUGCUGGUUUACAGCUUAAAAGACUAGGACUAGCCGCCUGAGAAACAGUUUAUAUCCAAAUGCGAUUUUGGUUUUAAACGCAGUGUAAGGGGUCUCUAGGGGGACUCGGGUGGCGCUGUGGGUUAAACCACUGAACCUAGGACUUGCCGAUCAGAAGGUUGGCGGUUCGAAUCCCCGCGAUGACGGGGUGAGCUCCCGUUGCUCGGUCCCUGCUCCUGCCAACCUAGCAGUUCAAAAGCACGUCAAAGUGCAAGUAGAUAAAUAGGUACCGCUCCGGCGGGAAGGUAAACGGCGUUUCCGUGCGCUGCUCUGGUUCGCCAGAAGCGGCUUAGUCAUGCUGACCACAUGACCCGGAAGCUGUACGCCGGCUCCCUCGGCCAGUAAAGCAAGAUGAGCGCCAAAACCCUAGAGUCAGCCACGACUGGACCUAAUGGUCAGGGGUCCCUUUACCUUUACCUAAGGGGUCUCUAUGGGAGUGUAUUGUAUUUUUAAAAUGGGGUAUCAGGUUUUUAGGGGGCUAACCAGGCUGGGAUAGCAUGCUUGUUGGUUUCGAAUGUCUUGUGUAGAUUUUUUCCCCCUUCCAAUUUCGUUGUUCUGUAUGGGACAAUGACAAUAAAGAUUAUCGUAUCGUAAAGCAACGUUUCCCAUCCUUGCGCCUCCAGCUGUUUUAGGACUACAACUCCCAUCAUCCCUAGCUAGCAAGACCGGUGGUCAAGGACAAUGGGAAUGAGAGUCCAAAAACAGGCGGAGACCCAAGGCUGGGAAACACUGGCAUAGAGUACCCACACCUGCUCAGGAUGGGAAUCUAAGAAGAACUGUCGCCUUUUCAUCCUCUGUGAAUCCGCCCCGUCCUCUUUUAAAGACAUUCAAGUUGGCAGGCGUCGCUGCCUCCAGUGAGAGCAAAUUAUGUGCGUACUGUGGGUCAGGAAUACUGCCCAGCCCCACGGCGUUCUCUGUUCUUCCCCUCCCUAGGCGUAGCUUUUUGGGUUUUUUGCAAGGCCUGCUGUCGGACCUGAGAGCCUCGCGGCAGCCACCUUAACCCUGCCUGCCCUUCUCUCCCCGUUGCAGGAGCACAAAACUCUGCUACAGAAGAUGAGAGACGACGAGUCUGAGCUGGAGCAGCUGCGCAGCGUCGAGAAGGACAAAGUUGCCGAGCAGGAAAGGUGAGAGGCUUGAGCCCCAGGCGUGGUGGAUCUGUGGGGCUGGGGACUUGUGUCUGACUUGCGUCCAAUAGGGUUUUGCGACGGAUAGCACAGAACAGGGCGUGGGGUGGGAGGAGAGAUAAUAAACAGCUCCCCAUUUGCAUACGGGUUACAUUCCGAGGCGCAACACGUUUAAGUGAAAUCACAUACAGUGGUACCUCGCAAGACGAAAAACUCGCUGGACGAAAGGGUUUUUUGUUUUUUGAGCUACUUCGCAAGACGAUUUUCCCUAUGGGCUUGCUUCGCAAGACGGAAACGUCUUGCAAGUUUGUUUCCUUUUUCUUAACACCGUUAAUACAGUUGCGACUUGACUUCGAGGAGCAACUCAUAGAACGCGGUGUGGUAGCCUUUUCUGAGGUUUUUAAAAACUUUGGUGAUUUUUGAAGCUUUUCCAAAACUUUCCCGACACCGUGCUUUGCAAGACGAAAAAAACCGCAAGACGACAAAACUCGCGGAACGAAUUAAUUUCGCCUUGCGAGGCACCACUGUAUAUUGGAACACCAUUGGGAAAACCGCCAAACACCCUCCAAACUUCUGGAGAACCCUUUAAAAAAAUAUACACCAAACUCCACUGUGAUCACUUCUUGCUCAAACUCCCAACGCUCCACAGGCCUCAAAGUUCAGUGCUGGGAUUGCUAGAUGCUAUUUUUGAGUCAUUUUUAAUAAUAAUAAUAAUAAUAAUAAUAAUAAUAAUAAUAAUAAUAAUAAAUUUUAUUUAUACCCCACCCUCCCCAGCCAGAGCUGGGCUCAGGGUGGCUAACACCAGUAAAAUUACAAUAAAAACAUAAUAGGGGAAAAACAACAACAAAACAAUUUAAAAUACAGGUUAAAAUGCAAUUUAAAAUGCAGCCUCAUUUUAAAAGUAGCCCAAUGGUCAAAACCAAAAGGGGAGGGAAAACAUAAUGGUCAGAGUGAGUCCAAACCAAAGGCCAGGCGGAACAGCUCUGUCUUGCAGGCCCUGCAGAAAGAUGUCAAGUCCCGCAGGGCCCUGGUCUCUUGUGACAGAGCGUUCCACCAGAUCGGGGCCAGUACUGAAAAGGCCCUGGCCCUAGUCAAGACCAAUCUAACCACUUUGCGACUUGGGACCUCCAAAGUGUUGUGAUUUUGCCGUUUUCGUGCUCUUUCGGGGCUGUUUUCACCCCUUUUUAUUCCACGUCUGAGUUCGCAGCGAUACACGCGUGUGCCCCGAGAGCACUUAAAUGGGGAGUUGCCCAUGCAGCCGCUUUUCUUUUUUUUCUUUUUUCUUUUUUUUUUAUUCAAAAUUAUAACAAGACAUAUUAUCCAAAAACAUAUCAUCCUUGUUUCCCCCCCAUUUUUCCUCCCUCCCCCCCUCCCACACAACCCGCCCCCCGACUUCCCUCAGUUCCAGUCUUUGGUUUCUCUAAGAAUGCUGUUUUCUGCAUGUUACAAAGUUCUAUAGAUCCUCAAACUAUUUAGCUGAUUAUUAUCAAUAAAAAGUUUGUGAAUGUUCAAAACCUGCCAAGGAGUCCAGUCCAGUUCACUUUGUUGCGUCUUCAGAUACUUUGUAAAGGGUUCCCAUUCAUCCUUAAAGUCACAGUUAUCCUUGUCCCAUAGCUUAUCUGUCAGUUUUGCCAGUUCUGCAUAAUUCAUCAAUUUUUCUUGCCAUGAUUCUUUAGUUGGGGUUUCUUCAGUCUUCCAUCCUUGUGCUACCAGAACUCUUGCGGCCGUUGUCGCAUACAUGAAGAUGCUUUUCAACUUUUUUGGCAGGUCUUUCCUUACAGUCCCCAACAAAAAUGCCUCGGGUUUUUUAACAAAUGUUAAAGGGAACAUUUUCUUCAAUCCGUGCAGCCGCUUUCCAAGCUGGAACGAAAAGCGGGAUCUUACGGAACUGGCUUUUGCAUAACCUGCGGCCUCUUUCUCCUUCUUCUUCUUCGUCCUCCUGCUCUCAGGUCAGCCAAACUGGAGAAGGAAGUUGCUACUUUGCGAGAGAAGAUCCACCACUUGGACGACAUGCUGAAGAGCCAGCAGAGGAAGGUCCGGCAGAUGAUUGAGCAGGUGGGUGCUGGGAUGGAGCAUUUUGGGGGUCUUGUCCCCUCCCUGAGUUUGGGGUUACGCAACCUGCUUCUUUCUCCUUCCUCCACUCUUACCCCUCCGCUUGCCGGCAGCGUGACAUCCUCCUGACUCCAGAGAUAAUGUUGUGCUAGACCCAAGCGUAAUGCAAAGAGCAGGAUGAGUCCAGCAUCCUUGUUCCCCCUCUGCUCUCAGCCAACCCCCUCCCUGCCUGGCUACCUACUUAACAACCUGUACGAGGGGUGGCCCUGCCUGUUCGCUUCCUCUUCACCCUUUGUCGCGGUCCGGUUCAUGGGCGAUCGAAGUCCCGGCAGGGGACGUCAGGACCGGGGGCAAGAUGGGGUGGGAGCAGGAACGGGGGUCCAGAAGCCAAGAGUUUGAGGUUUCAGAGAGCCAGGAGUCACGAAGCCCAAGGGUCCGAGGGUCAGGAAGCAAGGAGUCACAAAGUCAGGGGUCCGAGGGUCAAGAAGCAAGGAGUCACAAAGUUGGGGGUCCGAGGGUCAGGAAGCAAGGAGUCACAAAGUCAGGGGUCCGAGGGUCAAGAAGCAGGGAUGUCACAAAGUCAGGGGUCUGAGGGUCAAGAAGAAAGGGGUCACAAAGCCCAAGGUUCAAGGAUCAGGAAGCAAGAAACCCAAGGCAGGAAGCAUGCUGCUGUGGCAAAGAGCCGAAGCAAAGUGCUGACCUUGUAUCCCUUCCUGGCUCUUGCCAUGAGGUGCUGUGAGUUACCAAGCAGCCUCACCUGUGUGGCUGUGCCUUGCCUCUUCAGAACAAACUCAGGAAGGCCCCAGUCCUGCAAAGACCUAUUGGUCACAGGGCCUGGCUCCUGCAUGCACCCCUGACACCCUUGGUCUCAACAUUGUCCCUUGUAGAACUUGGCAGGUAGGAGGAAGAAGGGGGGUGGAGUAGAGGAAGUUGGCUCCGCCUCCUGUUGACACUGGCUCCACCCCAUUGACACAGGCUCCACCCCUUUGGCUCUGGCUCCACCUCCCAUUGGGAUUCUUUCUCUGCCUUCUUCCCCACCAGUCCCAAUCGGCCCCAGGCUGCCACUGGGAGUAACCCCAAAAGAGCAUUUUUGCAUAUGUCACUUGAAUGUCAAAAAGCUAAUUGGACCUCAAAGCAGAUUACGGAGAGAAUAAAGCAAGGGAAUUAUCUGUUUUUCAAAAACCUGUCGAACAAUUCUUUAAAACCUUUAAAAAAAAAUUAAUGAAGAGCUAUAAAAAGCCAUAUUAAAACACACGUCAGUGCUCUGCGUGUCUGGAUAGGCUUGUCUUCGUACAUUUGUAAGUCUAGACGGUGAAAGUGAGCUAACAGCCAAACAUAACAGAAACCAGAUGGUAAGAUUAACAAAUAAAAAAGAGAGAGUCUCUCCGCCUUUAAAACCAGCCGUGUGUGUAUCUCCCUGACUUGGGAAAGAGUUAAAUCUUAAGCCCUGUGCCAAUUAAUUUGGCUUCUGUUUGAUUUAAAACUGACCUCCCAUCUUUUGAGUGACUCACACCACAAAAGGACUCCUGUAACUAAGCCCUUUUCAUGGAGGUGUCUGGGGCUGAAUGCAGUGACGAUUCUCUCUCUCUCUCUCUGAAAGUUCUGCAAAUCGCCAGAGGAUUAGGGAUUCAAACUUAAAAUUGUGUUAGAAAAACUUUCCUAAACAAACUCCACACAGCUGAGAGACCAGCAGCUUUUGGAGCCUCCCAGCCGGUUGUUAGAACACCCUAGCAAUUUAGGGGCUUGAGUUUCCUUAUUUCCUCUUCCCUCCCAAUCGGUUUUCCUUGUGUGUUGCAACUUUUUAGAUUGUAAGCCUGUGGGGAGGGGCUGUUGCGUUUUCAAAAUGAUUUAUAAGCUGCUGUAGGAGUCCGAUUAAUCAGGCAGCGUGCAUUAACUGCAGAGGGAGAGAGUUCAGACAUUUCUGUGUCAUCGGUGGUAGUGGAUUACAGCUGCAUUCCUGACCCUUGACCCUGUGGGCUGCUGGAAAUUGAAGUCCAGGAAUAUCGGGAGCUUUCUGCAAAUUCCUCACCCCUCCUUUGACAGCUGUGGCCCCACUUCAUGGGAGUUGAAGUUUGAUGUUGCAUCUUUGCUUUGAGAUCUGUCACUCUCUCUCCCACCUUCCCCAAGAUUACAGAUCCCACUUUCUCUGGGGGUGGGGGUGCUAGUUUUAAAUCCCUGGUGCAACUUAAAAGGUAAAGGGACCCCUGACCAUUAGGUCCAGUCGUGACUGACUCUGGGGUUGCGGCGCUCAUCUCGCUUUAUUGGCCGAGGGAACCGGCAUACAGCUUCCGGGUCAUGUGGCCAGCAUGGCUAAGCCACUUCUGGCGAACCAGAGCAGUGCACAGAAAUGCUGUUUACCUUCCCGCCGGAGGGGUACCUAUUUAUCUACUUGCACUUUGACGUACUUUUGAACUGCUAGGUUGGCAGGAGCUGGGACUGAGCAACAGGAGCUCACCCCGUCGCGGGGAUUUGAACCGCUGACCUUCUGAUCGGCAAGUCCUAGGCUCUGUGGUUUAACCCACAGCGCCACCCGUGUCCCUGGUGCAACUUACCUGGGCCAUUUUGGGGCAUGUUUGCAGCUAGCUUCUCCUUUUCUGAAGAUUGCAUUUCUAACAAUCCUCCUUCUCCACAGCUUCAAAACUCCAAGACUGUGAUUCAGUCCAAAGACACAAUCAUCCAGGAACUCAAAGAACGUGUGGCCUACCUGGAGGCAGAGGUAGGCAGCCAUUUUCAUUAAAGUUCCUAAUUCUGUUGCCUGCAAGAUGUUGACAUUAAAGGGCCUAAGUUUUCUCAUGAGUUGUUUUUCUAUGCAUUGAGCGGGGCUAACAUUGGCUGCAAACCCAUAUAGUCGCUUUUUAGAGCCAUCCAGCGCAGUCCCCUAUCAGCCCACCUUGUGAUCAUAUUUCUCCCUACGAUGUUUGUGCAUAUGGCUGCAGAUUAUUACAGUUUUAUCCAACGUUAGUCCUACUCAGACUCAUUAAAAUCAACAUGCCUAGCUUAGGUCCGCUAAUUUCGGCGGAGGUCUACGCUGAGUAGGGCACCACCCCUGAAGCCCACAUUUUGGAUGCUCUCCUUACGUACGAGAUACUCUUUUAAAAACGUAAAAUUCACCGCUAAUACUUCUCAGUGCAUUCGCCUGUAAAAACAAGGCAUGGCAUACGCAGCCUUUAAAAAAAACCUGGUUUUUGCACGUGCUUUAAGGCUGCGUACACAGCCUUAAAAACACCUAUUUUUGCACAUGCUUUCCCAUUGUGAAAUCUGGAGAAAAUGCGUAAUCCAGUUUUGGAGUAGGGUGGGGUGUUUGCAUUUUGAUUUUGCAAGCUGGCAAUCUUGGUGGUGAAAGACCAAGCGCAUUCCUUGCCCCAGAAGAGCCCUUGGCUCGGCUGCCCCCUGGUGGGGCGUUUGUGGUGCUACGGGAAUGCCGGCCGGGUCCAGAGCAGACUCUUGCAACCUGACUCCAGGUGUGUUGAAAGGACACACACAGGCACGAAAUUGACUUGCAGGUGGGACUGCUGUCCCUCCCUGCCAAAAUGAGCAUCAAAGCAGAUCAAACAGCGCCAUCAAAGAGGAAUUUAAUGCACAUUUUGCCAGUUUCUGCCAAAUGCGUAGUUUUUCUCUUGGCACGUCCCGACCGUGAUCCUUUGCUCCCAUUACUGAAAUGCCGUUUGUUCUUCCAGUGGUUCAGGCCACAGGCCAGUUCUGUCUGCCUCCCUUUUUCCCGAGCGAAAUGUUGCCGGUUAAAUGAACGUGUCCCUUUUUUAAAAUAUGGUUGUAGAGCUGGAAGCCCCCCACCCCCAGUUCGUUUAGACCAGCCCUCUGGAAAUCAGUGACAUCAUCCCUUUUACUCUCCUGUUUUCUCCCUUCAGAACCUCGAGAUGCACGACCGCAUGGAACACCUCAUUGAAAAGCAGGCCCUGAGCGCCGGGGUCCACAAUGCAAGGCCCCGCUCCAAAUCAGAGUACGUCAGCAGGUGAGCGGCUGGGAGAGGGGGCUGGGUGGAGGGGUUGCCACCUGCCCUUUAGGGGCAGUGGCAGCCGGCCUGGGGUGGAAUACAGUGGUGCCCCGCAAGACGAAUGCCUCGCAAGACGGAAAACCCGCUAGACGAAAGGGUUUUCCGUUUUUGAGUUGCUUCGCAGGACGAAUUUCCCUAUGGGCUUGCUUCGCAAGACAAAAAUGUCUUGCGAGUCUUGAGAUUUUUUUCCGCUCCCCCUUUAUCUAAGCCGCUAAGCCUUUAAUAGCCUUUUAGCAGCUAAUCCGCUAAGCCGAUAAGCCUUUAAUAGCCGCUAAACCGCUAAUAGCGCUAAUCCGUUAAGCCGCUAAUAGGGUUGCUUCGCAAGACGAAAAAACCGCUAGACGAAGACACUCGCGGAACGGAUUAAUUUCGUCUUGCGAGGCACCACUGUAACAACAACAACAAAAUUUAUUUGUAUCCUGCCCUCCCUGGCCAGAGCGAGGCUCAGAGCAUCUAACAUCAUAUAAAUAAGACAAUAUGCAUAAUACAGUACAGUGGUACCUCGGGUUAAGAACUUAAUUCGUUCUGGAGGUCCGUUCUUAACCUAAAACUGUUCUUAACCUGAAGCACCACUUUAGCUAAUGGGGCCUCCUGCUGUCGACGCGCCGCCGGAGCACAAUUUCUCUUCUCAUCCUGAAGCAAAGUUCUUAACCUGAGGUACUAUUUCUGGGUUAGCAGAGUAACCUGAAGCGUCUGUAACCCGAGGUACCACUGUAUACAAUAUGCAAAUAAAAUAAUAUUCGACAUUCAAUAGAAUAAUAUAGUAUAAUAAUAAAUAGCAGCAUUUCAAGAUUAAACAGAAAUCCACUCUUAACAGUUACAAUAAGUAAUUUCCCAACUCCAGUCAAUAAAACAACAUCAAGCCCCAGUGCACAACAUAACGCAGUACAAAAGGAGAAGCAGCGACUGGAGGGUGGGGCAAGGCGGGUGGAAAGAGGCCUUGCCUGGUGGGGUCUCACUCCUCAACUACACUCCCUGAGUCGUGGGCCCCGUUGGUGCACCCCUCUUCUCUUCCCCCUCCCCAAAGCGACUUGCACAUUCCUAAAAUGCAAAUAGCUUAACACACCUUCAGAGCGAUGGGCCAGAAUACCUAGGAAGUGCUGAUCCGCACAUUCAAUUCACUGCAAAAAGGGACAAGUCAUACCCACUCACUGCAGAACAGGCCAGGAAUAAUAAUAAUAAUAUUAUUAUUUUUUUAAAUUUAUUUAUUUAUUCAUUCAUUCAUUCAUUCAUUCAUUCAGAGCCCAUCUGGCUGAGUUUCCCCAGCCACUCUGGGCGGCUCCCAGUCGAGUGUUUAAAACAAUACAGCAUUAAAUAUUAAAAAUUUCCCUAAACAGGGCUGCUUUCAGAUGUCUUUUAAAGAUAGGAUAGCUGCUUAUUUCCUUCACAUCUGAAGGGAGGGCGUUCCACAAGGCAGGCGCCACUACCGAGAAGGCCCUCUGUCUGGUUCCCUCUAACUUGGCUAACUUCAGUGUCCAGGCAGAACGAUGGGGGUGGAGACGCUCCUUCAGAUAUACUGGACCGAGGCCGUUUAGGGCUUUAAAGGUCAGCACCAACACUUCGAAUUUUGCUCGGAAACGUACUGGGAACCAGUGCAGAUCUCUCAGGACCGGUGUUAUAUGGUUUCUUCAGCCGCUCCCAGUCCUCAGUCUAGCUGCCGCAUUCUGGAUUAGUUGCAGUUUCUGAGUCACCUUCAAAGGUAGCCACAUGUAGAGCGUAUUACAGUAGUCCAAGCGAGAGAUAACUAGAGCAUGCACCACUCUGGCGAGACAGUUCGUGGGCAGGUAGGGUCUCAUCCUGCAUACCAGAUGGAGCUGGUAGACAGCUGCCCUGGACACAGAGUUAACCUGCGCCUCCAUGGACAGCGGUGAGUCCAAAAUGACUCCCAGACUGCGCACCUGGUCCUUCAGGGGCUCAGGUACCCCAUUCAGGACCAGGGAAUCCCCCACUCCUGCCCGCUCCCUGUCCCCCAAAAACAGUACUUCUAUCCCAACACGUUUCCUAAUGUCAGCUUAUUCUCUAAUAUCUCUCUCCCUCCCCUCCUGUCUUCUCUCUCUCUCUCCUGCAGCAAACGGCUCACCAAGUCUCCAGGCCCCAAACCUUUGCCUCUCAUCCGAGUGCUGGAAACAUGAACUCAAUCUCCUCUCCUCCACUCCCCACUCCCCAAAAAAGGAACCCUCUGCAAACUCACCGGGCCUUUAUUCCAUCGCCAGCUGCUUCGCCCUUGCUGCUCGCUCCCCAGAGGCAACCAACUCCCUUGUAGCGUGCGGUGGGACUGUCUGGGUAGCCCCAUCCGCCCAGCGGCACGGCCCGCUUGAAGCCGCAAAAAAGAAAAAAAGGAGGAUUUUCUGAAAAGGGUUUGAUUGGGACGGGACGCGAGGACGUUUGAAGGCCAAAAGGACGCUUUUGCCCCACCCAAAGGCCGCAAGAAGGAACCUUUGCAUUUCUUGCAAUUGAUCUGUAAGGCUGGUCCCUUUUUGGAAAGAAAGUGCCUUUUUAGUAAUUAUAUAUAUAUAUAAUUAUAUAUGUCAUGUAUAUAUAUAUGGCUAUUAGCUCCGUCCAGCGCUAGGAAGUUCAGUUUUUAUCCCCGUUCAAUCCAGUAUGCCCAUCAAGGGUGGUUUUCAGAUUAUUAAUAACAGUGUAAAGGCGCAUUGGGUUUGACAAAGUCGAGGAGGAAAAAUGUGCCCUAGUUUCCUGCCUCUUCUCACCUCCGAAAGAAUAUGUCUCAGCGACUGCCCAUCCAUCUCUCAGGCAGAGAGUGAACUUCUCCCGUCAAACUCAGCCUAGCCCCCUAGAGAACAGAUAUUACCCCAUGUCUGCAUUUAACCCUGUCGGUUGGCCGCGCCGCACCGUGGCAGAAUGUAGAGGAUCGACUUGUAUAAUGUAAUCUAGCAUUGUGUGAAUGUAGAAAUAAAUACUGAGUUGAGUGUUUAAAAAAAA
Molecule: messenger RNA, 38261 nt
Organism: Podarcis lilfordi (Lilford's wall lizard)
Lineage: Eukaryota; Metazoa; Chordata; Lepidosauria; Squamata; Lacertidae
Source: the annotation of a GenBank genome assembly